This is a messenger RNA of Xyrauchen texanus (razorback sucker), 570 nucleotides long. RefSeq names its product homeobox expressed in ES cells 1-A-like. The transcript is spliced from 5 exons. Bases 1 to 570 code for a protein of 189 amino acids. Lineage: Eukaryota; Metazoa; Chordata; Actinopteri; Cypriniformes; Catostomidae. Gene Ontology annotation, molecular function: DNA-binding transcription repressor activity, RNA polymerase II-specific; RNA polymerase II cis-regulatory region sequence-specific DNA binding. The record is from RefSeq and is a predicted model, not a curated record. Gene Ontology annotation, cellular component: nucleus. Gene Ontology annotation, biological process: regulation of transcription by RNA polymerase II; forebrain development; pituitary gland development.
AUGGGGCCUAAUUUUCUACCUGAAGAGAAGACACUUGGCACAGCUCUCCAAAUGGCCUCUCUCGCCGUCAGCGCGCACCAGAACAGCCCGAUGCCGCGGCAGUCCGUGUUCACCAUCGACAGCAUCCUGGGACUGGACAGACCUGAUCAGAGGACCGUCCUUUUAGCACCUUACCGACCGUGGACAGAUGUCGAACCAACAUGCCAGAAUCAUUGCAUUGUUGCAGACAGUGAUGGAUCUGUAGAUGUGAGGGUGAAUGAAGAUAAAUCGUACUGUAAAACGCCAGCAGACUUGUACAGAAGAACACUGAACUGGUACAUCGGACGCAGGCCGCGAACAGCUUUCUCUAGUGUGCAGAUCAAGAUCUUAGAGAGUGUAUUUCAAGUGAACUCCUACCCGGGUAUUGAUAUACGUGAAGAACUUGCCAAGAAACUACACCUUGAUGAAGACAGAAUUCAGAUUUGGUUCCAGAACAGAAGAGCAAAGCUGAAGCGCUCACACAGAGAAUCCCAGUUUCUGAUGGUGAAAAACGUCAUCAGUGAUUUACAAACCAGCAGAGACGAACACUGA